This is a messenger RNA of Oppiella nova, 480 nucleotides long. NCBI's taxonomy places the organism in Eukaryota, Metazoa, Arthropoda, Arachnida, Sarcoptiformes, Oppiidae. The record is from the annotation of a GenBank genome assembly.
UCGGUCACUUGUGGUAAAGGAAAUGGAGGUCAGUCUAACUACUCGUUCGGUAACUCCAUGUGUGAACGUAUUUGCGAACAAAGACGAAGAGAUGGUCUGCACGGACUGGCCAUACAGUACGGACCGGUCGGUGAUGUGGGAGUGUUUGAAGGAAGUGACCAAAUGCUACAAUUCGCGUCGUUUAGGAAACAGCGAAUCAACUCGUGUUGCGAUGUUUUGGACAAAUUGUUAACAAUUAAACAGCCGAUCGUUACAUCAUAUGUCAAAGUAGACCAAACUAAAGGUGAAUCGGGUGGCCGACAAAAGCGAAUGAUCAAGGAACUAUGGCGGGCACUGGGCAUUGAUCCGGACAACACCCCCAACUACCUAACCCUGGGUGAGAUCGGCAUCGAGUCUAUGUUUGCCGUUGAGUUACAGCAGGAACUGGAGAGGGAGUGGAAUAUGAAAGUGACUCUCAAUCAGGUCAAGAGUAUUACGAUC